Messenger RNA from Scaptodrosophila lebanonensis, 2154 nucleotides. RefSeq names its product protein sister of odd and bowel (gene sob). Gene Ontology annotation, molecular function: RNA polymerase II transcription regulatory region sequence-specific DNA binding; DNA-binding transcription factor activity, RNA polymerase II-specific. Gene Ontology annotation, biological process: embryonic hindgut morphogenesis; embryonic pattern specification; regulation of transcription by RNA polymerase II. Bases 1 to 1872 code for a protein of 623 amino acids. The record is from RefSeq and is a predicted model, not a curated record. Gene Ontology annotation, cellular component: nucleus. The transcript has 5 exons. Lineage: Eukaryota; Metazoa; Arthropoda; Insecta; Diptera; Drosophilidae.
AUGGCGCUUGCCAUUGUGGCAGACGAGCGAAUGGAAAAGCGAAGGUGGGGAAACGGAAGUUGCGUAUUUCACUCUGACUGGUCUUACGCUUCAAGUGCUUCUUCUUCUUCUUCUUCUUUUGCAUCAUCAUCAUCAGCAGCAGCAGCAGCAGCUAGUUCUUCAUCUGCCGGUUGUGCAAGUGACAUAGAGAUGUCCGCAACAACGCCACUUGCCACCAGCACUAACAGUAAUACUAACAAUAACAACAACAACAAAGUGCAGCAGAGUGCAACGGCGGCGAAAGAGCAGCUUAAGUGCGACAAUGUAGAGCAGCAGCAAGCGGCUGGCAAGUCAACAGCAGCGGCCAGCAAAGCGACCGGCAAUGCUGCCAUAGCCGCUGCCACCGCUGCUGCCGCCACUAAUGAUCUAGCCACCGCUGCCGCUGUGGUGCUCUCGCUGCAGGGCACGAUGGUCAGCAGCCUGCAGCAGGCAGCCCUGCUGCCGGCCAACUCGGCAGCAGCAGCAGCGCUUAAUCUUCAGGCGUUGGAAUCCUAUUUGACGCUGCAGCGUCUAACCGGCAAAUCGGAUGUGUUUCGCUUCAACAGCGGCAACAACAGCACCAACAACAGCAGCAGCACCAGCAUCAGCAACAAUAGCAACAAUACAAGCAGCAAUCAUACAAACAGCAGCAGCACCGAUGCUGACAACAAUUUGCUGCCCGCCUCGCUCAUUGACAUUGCCGGCAUUGAGCUGAAAUCCUCAUCCUCUUCGUGCUCCUCCUCCUCGCUGUCCGCCCAGGCCAGCAACAGCGCAGCUAGCACAGCAACAGCAGUAAUGAGCAACAGCAACAACACUUCCAAAUGCAUACCACCGCUGCCUUCCAUAAGCACCGUUACGGCGGCUGCUGCUGUUGCCGCUGCCGCUGCGGCCGCAGCUGCUGCUGCAGCGAAUAAUCAGGCAGCCGCUCUCGAUUGCGCAACAGCCGCUGAGCUGGCGGCCGAAUGCGAUUUACCGCUUCUAGACGGCGAGGAUGCCUUAUCCUUUGAGGCUGCCGAUCUGGACAGCAGCUAUGGCAGCUUCAUCUUCAAUGCCAGCGGCGUAGGCUCCUUUGGCAGCACAGCGGAUGGCGGACAUGCCGAUACAUCGGUGCAUUCGCUGCAGGCCACCAUGUAUCAGGAUAAGCUCAGCGUUAUGGCUGGCGAUGCGUUGGAUGUGGCUGUGGGUGCCGCGGGAACAGCAAAUAAUGCGACAGCUGGUGCUGGCAAUGCGGCAGCUGCCGCCGCUGCUGCUGCCGCUCAGAGAUCCAAGAAGCAGUUCAUCUGCAAGUUCUGCAACCGGCAGUUCACCAAGUCCUACAAUCUGCUCAUACACGAGCGCACCCACACAGAUGAGCGUCCCUAUUCCUGUGACAUAUGCGGCAAGGCCUUUCGCAGACAGGACCACCUUAGAGAUCAUAGAUACAUUCACUCCAAGGAGAAACCGUUCAAGUGUGCGGAAUGUGGCAAAGGAUUUUGCCAGUCUCGCACGCUGGCCGUGCACAAAAUCCUGCACAUGGAGGAGUCACCACACAAGUGCCCUGUCUGCAAUCGCUCCUUCAAUCAGCGCUCCAAUCUGAAGACCCACCUACUCACGCACACCGACAUCAAGCCCUACAACUGCGCCUCCUGUGGCAAAGUUUUUCGUCGCAACUGCGAUCUUCGACGUCACAGUCUCACCCACAAUCUGUCCGCUACGGGCGGGAUGGGCGGUUUGCCAGGCGUGGCUGGCCUCAGCGAUUUGUUUGGCACCACCAAUAGCAAUUCCGAUCUAUCGCUAUCGGUUGUGCUGCCAUCAUCCACAUCGACGACAAGCGGGGCGGGCAGCACGAGGGACUUGGUGGCCGUCACCGAUUGAGUUUGGCGAUUACUUAUGUGAUGUACUGAGAACUGAUUACUCAACUUUUUAUGGAAUAAUGACAACCGGUGUUGUGACAUUUGCUCGAAAAAUCUCAAUACUGUUCAAGCUAAUUAGUACGUUUGAAUCCCUCCACACUUCGUCUGAUCUGUGUUGUCUACUCUCGUUGCCUUUAAGUUGCUUACAGCGCAUUUAAUCUAGCCUAAUUAGACUUAGGUAUAUACGUAUAUACUCGUACUCGUAUAGAAUAGUAUGUUGUAGCUCUAUACUUUAGCUAAUGAU